CAGUGACGGCGCGUGACGACCCGACCGGUGCAUCGGCGCGAAGCGGCUCGCACUGCCAGUGGUUGACCCCAGGUCACCAGAGUCGUCGCCAUGGGUCAAAUGGUGUCACUGUCCGACUUUGACUGGCAGCUGGACAGCGCCGAGCCCCACUCUGUCCGCCGCAAGGAGAUCCUCAAAAAACACCCCGAGAUCAAAAGCCUGAUGGCGCGAACCGACUACAAAAUGGUGAUCAUGACGUACGUCUGCGUCAUCGCCCAGCUGAUGACGUCAUACAUGGUGCGGGACGCCCGAUGGCUGCACGUGGUUCUGCUGGCCUACACCUUCGGAGGCUGCAUGACACAUCUGCUCUGGUCCAUUGUGCACGAGGCCUCCCACAGCACGCUGUUUGGCCACAGCAGGCCAAUGGCCAACGUGCUGACGGCUAUGGUGGCCAACACACCGGUUGGCUUCCCCAUGGCCGUCACCUUCAAGCGGUACCACAUGCUUCAUCACAGAUAUCAGGGUGACGGUCGCUACGACGUUGACCUGCCGACAUACUUCGAGGCCAAGCUCUUCUCCACCACCCUGGGGAAGAUCGCCUUCUGCAUCCUGCAGCCCGUCUGCUACUACGUGCGACCGCUCUUCAUGCUGCCCAUGGUGCCGACGCUGCUGGAGGUGGUCAACGUCGCCCAGAUCCUCGCUGUUAACUGGGCGGUGGCCCACUACUGGGGUGCCAAGGCGUUCUUCUACCUGCUGGGCGGGUCGCUGAUGACACUGGGCUUCCACCCGCUGGGCGCGCACUUUAUCGCUGACCAUUACCUCUACGAGAAAGAGAGCGAGACCUACUCCUACUACGGCUGGCUCAACUGGUUCGUCUUCAACGGAGGCUACCACAACGAGCACCACGACUUCCCCUCGGUGCCCGGCGCCUACCUGCCGGACGUGAAGAAGAUGGCUCCCGAGUUCUACACGAAGUUCACCCACGAGAGCUGGUGGACAGCCAUGAUCCGGUUCAUCAAGGACAAGGACAUGGGCAUGUACGCCCGCCGCGUGCGAGAGAUCCCCAACGCCCGCGCCUCCAACACCAAGGACUCGUAAACCGGCGUCAGGAGCGGUCUGCCACCAGCCCAGGCGAUCCUGCGCCAGUGCUGAACCAUCCGGGUUCCGGCCCAUGUAACACGAGGGAGUCCGGGAAACUGAAUGUCUUUGUCCGCAUGUUACGUCAUAGUGCCGCUGACAUGGCACUGGCAGGUUCUCAGUUCACCUCGCCAACAACGGCAUGUCCGAGCGCUUGACGGGCAGGAGAGGUGAUGCUCCCAGUGUUGUCGAAGUUGCCGAAGACCGCAGGACGGAAAUAUAUAGACGUCGCCGAGCGACUUCUGA
Pollicipes pollicipes is the source of this 1362-nucleotide messenger RNA. Its product is annotated as sphingolipid delta(4)-desaturase DES1. The coding region runs from base 91 to 1077 and encodes 328 amino acids. Gene Ontology annotation, molecular function: sphingolipid delta-4 desaturase activity. The record is from RefSeq and is a predicted model, not a curated record. The transcript has 8 exons. NCBI's taxonomy places the organism in Eukaryota, Metazoa, Arthropoda, Thecostraca, Pollicipedomorpha, Pollicipedidae. Gene Ontology annotation, biological process: ceramide biosynthetic process.